CCAAAGGGAUGACUCAUCCGCGACAUGAGCAAACAUGAAAUUACUGGAUGACCGACGACGAGCGAGAGAUAACGACCAGCACACAUCCACUCAAGUAGUGGUGGUAUAAAUACCGGCCGGAAGGGCUUUCGAUGUAUCAGAAAACGCAACGAUGGCAAGCAAGCAGAAUCAAAAGCAACCGCAGCCUACUUUGACGCAGGUCGGCAUCAUCCCAGAGUUCAAUGGGGAGACCGAUGACUGGACGGUUUACCGGGAGAUCAUGGAGGAGUUCUUCAAGGCCAAUGGAGUUCCGGAGGGGAAUCGUGUAUCGGUUUUGAUUAGUUUGAUUGGAACCGAGACUUAUCGCAUUCUGAGGGACCUUUGCCAUCCGGUGGCACCGAACGAAAAGACGUACGAACAGUUGUGUGAACUGUUGGCUAAACAAUUCAUCCCGGAGAUUGCAGUUUUUCGCGAGCGAGCCAAGUUCUAUCGCGCCGAGCAGCGUCGAGGUGAAGAUGUCAAGGCGUGGUACGCCCGAUUGAAGAAACUGGCAAUCGAUUGCCGCUUUGCUGAGCAUUUGGAUCAACUGUUGCUGGAUAAAUUCGUGACUGGUUUGAAACCGGGGCCGAUCCAAGAACGAUUGUGCGAGGAAAGUGACAAGCUUACUUUGAAGGAUGCCCUGGAUAUUGCGGCCAACAAGGAAUCGGCACUUCAAGAUGACGUUAUCGCCGUAGAUCUGGGUGAGCUGAGUUUGGGUGAAGGCAGAAGGCGCCAUGGACGGCAUCAUCACGGUCGUCACGGACCUCAUCAUGGCGAACAUGGCCGCCAUGGACAUCAUCAUCAUGGUCCACCCCAUGGACCCCAUCACGGCGGUCGUCAUCACGGAGGUCCUCAUCAUCAUCAUUUUGGACCAGGACCUGGACCCAUGAUGGGACACUUUGGACCUCACGCUUGGAUGAGACCUCGUGGAGAACCUCGCAUGAUGGCUUACGCAAUGGAGGCGCAUGGUGGCUGUCCGUUUAAGCGUCGCAGCCGUGAAAUGAAGCGUUGGGCCAAAAAGUGGCGCAAGCAUGGGCGUCGUUCGUCGUCAAGCAGCUCAAGCUCCAGUUCCAGCAGCAGCUCGAGCAGUUCCGAAAGCGAGGAGGAAAACGAGUGCAAGAAAAUGCGCAAAUGCAAGCGCAAGGAAGGUCGUCGAGGCCACUGGCAUGGACGUCACGGAGGACACCACGGUGCAGGACCUCGUGGACCACGUGGGCCAUGUGGUAGACCGGAAGGAGGAUGCCGCCGAGGACGGAGAGGUGAAAUAGCGGAAACAGCUGAACAAACCGCUCCGACCGAAACCGAGCCGGAGUUGAUUGAGUGAAGAAGGAAAAGAUCUGUUAGAAGCAUUUAUGUCUAUUUUCUAUGUUAAUCGACCUACUCAUCCACUAGGGAAAAAAAAAGUUAUAACCAAAGAAAAAAUAUUUAAAAUUGUUUAAACGUUUACAAAAAAAACUAGAUAAGGCUGUAUAUAAAAAAUGUAAAAAAAAACAAAUAA
Molecule: messenger RNA, 1516 nt
Organism: Uranotaenia lowii
Lineage: Eukaryota; Metazoa; Arthropoda; Insecta; Diptera; Culicidae
Exons: 1
Coding region: 152-1342 (396 amino acids)
Source: RefSeq, a predicted model, not a curated record